Messenger RNA from Rattus rattus (black rat), 17745 nucleotides. RefSeq names its product microtubule actin crosslinking factor 1 (gene Macf1). The record is from RefSeq and is a predicted model, not a curated record. Gene Ontology annotation, biological process: regulation of focal adhesion assembly; regulation of microtubule-based process; wound healing. NCBI's taxonomy places the organism in Eukaryota, Metazoa, Chordata, Mammalia, Rodentia, Muridae. Gene Ontology annotation, molecular function: cadherin binding; structural molecule activity; microtubule binding. Gene Ontology annotation, cellular component: microtubule; intermediate filament; membrane.
GGGCGCGGGGGGCGGGGGGCUCGGCGCCGCGAGCUCGGCCAUUGUGGGAGCCGCUCCCCUCCGCCGCACCGCAGCCGCCUGCCGGCUUCCUCCUCACGCUCACAGGAUCCCUUCUCCCAGGACAUCUAGUCCUUCCUGUAGCUACUCCUGCUUGGACCAUGUCUUCCUCUGAUGAAGAAACGCUCAGUGAGCGAUCCUGUCGGAGUGAGAGGUCAUGUCGUAGCGAGAGAUCGUACAGGAGUGAGCGGUCAGGGAGCCUGUCUCCCUGUCCCCCUGGGGACACCUUGCCCUGGAACCUGCCACUGCAUGAGCAGAAGAAGCGGAAAAGCCAGGAUUCUGUGCUGGACCCUGCAGAACGCGCCGUGGUCAGAGUUGCUGAUGAGCGGGACCGGGUGCAAAAGAAAACAUUCACCAAGUGGGUCAACAAGCACUUGAUGAAGGUCCGCAAGCACAUCAAUGAUCUCUAUGAAGACCUUCGGGAUGGACACAACCUGAUCUCUCUGUUAGAGGUCCUCUCGGGCAUCAAACUGCCCAGAGAAAAGGGCAGGAUGCGUUUUCACAGGCUGCAGAAUGUGCAGAUUGCCCUGGACUUCCUAAAGCAGCGGCAGGUGAAGCUAGUGAACAUCCGCAAUGAUGACAUCACGGACGGCAAUCCCAAGCUCACCCUGGGCCUCAUCUGGACCAUCAUCUUGCAUUUCCAGAUCUCUGACAUCUAUAUUAGUGGGGAGUCAGGGGAUAUGUCAGCCAAAGAGAAGCUACUCUUGUGGACUCAGAAAGUAACAGCUGGUUACACAGGAAUCAAGUGCACCAACUUUUCUUCCUGCUGGAGCGAUGGGAAAAUGUUCAAUGCAUUGAUUCACCGAUACAGACCUGACCUGGUAGAUAUGGAGAGAGUACAAAUCCAGAGUAACCGGGAGAAUCUGGAACAGGCUUUCGAGGUAGCUGAGAGACUUGGUGUCACCCGAUUGCUGGACGCAGAAGAUGUGGAUGUGCCAUCUCCAGAUGAAAAGUCUGUAAUCACUUACGUGUCUUCCAUUUACGAUGCCUUCCCCAAAGUCCCUGAGGGAGGAGAAGGAAUCAGUGCUACGGUAAAGGACGGACUCAGAUGGCAAGAAUACCAAAGGAGUGGACUCACUCAUUCCCCUGGAUCCAGGCAGCAUACAAUCUGAUGUCAGAAUAAAUCUUUUCCCCAGAACCCUGUUGAACUAAAGGCACUUUAUAACCAAUAUAUACACUUCAAAGAAACGGAAAUUCUGGCCAAGGAGAGAGAAAAAGGAAGAAUCAAAGAGUUAUAUAAGUUAUUAGAGGUGUGGAUUGAAUUUGGCAGAAUUAAGCUGCCUCAAGGCUACCACCCUAAUCAUGUAGAAGAAGAAUGGGGGAAACUCAUCGUUGAAAUGCUAGAGCGAGAGAAAUCCCUGCGGCCGGCUGUGGAGAGGCUAGAAUUGCUGCUGCAGAUUGCAAACAAAAUACAGAAUGGUGCUUUGAACUGUGAAGAAAAACUGACACUAGCUAAGAAUACACUGCAGGCUGAUGCUGCACACCUGGAGUCAGGACAGCCAGUGCAGUGUGAGUCAGAUGUCAUCAUGUACAUUCAGGAGUGUGAGGGUCUCAUCAGGCAGCUGCAGGUGGAUCUCCAGAUCCUACGGGAUGAAAAGUACUAUCAGUUAGAGGAGCUGGCCUUCAGGGUCAUGCGUCUGCAGGAUGAACUGGUCACCCUGCGCUUAGAGUGUACCAAUCUAUACCGGAAAGGCCAUUUCACAUCACUUGAAUUGGUUCCGCCCUCUACUUUAACCACUACUCAUCUGAAAGCAGAACCUCUGAACAAGACGACUCAUUCUUCUUCUACCUCCUGGUUUCGAAAACCUAUGACCCGGACUGAGCUUGUAGCCAUCUCAUCCUCUGAAGACGAGGGCAGUCUCCGAUUCGUAUAUGAACUACUCUCUUGGGUAGAAGAGAUGCAGAUGAAACUGGAGCGAGCAGAGUGGGGAAAUGACCUGCCCAGCGUGGAGCUGCAGUGGGAAACACAGCAGCACAUCCACACCAGUGUGGAAGAGCUGGGCUCAAGCGUCAAGGAGGCCAGGCUGUACGAGGGAAAGAUGUCCCAGAAUUUCCAUACCAGCUAUGUGGAGACUCUUGGAAAGUUGGAGACACAGUAUUGUAAGUUGAAGGAGACUUCUAGCUUCCGAAUGAGGCACCUUCAGAGCCUGCACAAAUUUGUUUCCAGAGCCACAGCUGAACUGAUCUGGCUGAAUGGGAAGGAGGAAGAAGAGCUAGCAUGUGAUUGGAGUGACAGUAAUCCCAAUAUCUCAGCCAAGAAAGCCUACUUCUCUGAGUUGACAAUGGAACUGGAAGGGAAACAAGAUGUAUUUCGUUCUCUACAAGAUACAGCAGAACUGUUGUCACUUGAGAACCACCCUGCUAAGCAAACUGUGGAGGCAUAUAGUGCUGCUGUCCAGUCCCAGUUGCAGUGGAUGAAGCAGCUGUGCCUAUGUGUUGAACAACAUAUAAAAGAGAAUGCAGCUUACUUCCAGUUCUUCAGCGAUGCCCGAGACCUGGAGUCAUUUCUGAGAAACCUACAAGACUCCAUCAAACGAAAAUAUACCUGCGACCACAACACCAGUCUGUCCCGCCUCGAGGAUCUGCUACAGGACUCCAUGGAUGAAAAGGAGCAGCUUAUACAGUCCAAGAGUUCCGUUGCCAGUCUUGUUGGGAGAUCAAAAACCAUUGUUCAGCUAAAGCCACGCAAUCCAGACCAUGUGCUGAAGAGCACUUUAUCUGUGAAGGCCAUCUGUGACUACCGACAGAUUGAGAUCACUAUUUGCAAAAAUGAUGAAUGUGUGCUGGAGGAUAAUUCUCAGCGGACCAAGUGGAAGGUGAUCAGUCCUACAGGGAACGAGGCAAUGGUGCCAUCGGUCUGCUUCCUCAUUCCCCCACCAAAUAAGGAGGCCAUUGAGACGGCCAGCAGGGUGGAACAGUCUUACCAGAAGGUGAUGGCCCUUUGGCACCAGCUACACAUUAACACCAAAAGCCUUAUCUCCUGGAACUACUUGCGGAAGGAUAUUGAUGCCAUACAGACCUGGAACUUAGAAAAGCUUCGUUCCUCAGCCCCAGGAGAGUGCCAUCAGGUUAUGAAGAACCUCCAGGCACACUAUGAAGACUUUCUCCAGGACAGUCAUGACUCUGCCCUCUUUUCUGUGGCCGAUCGCUUGCGAAUAGAGGAGGAGGUGGAAGCUUGUAAAACCCACUUCCAGCAGUUGAUGGAAUCAAUGGAGAACGAGGACAAAGAAGAGACUUUGGCAAAGGUAUACAUCUCAGAGCUGAAGAAUAUCCGACUCCGCCUGGAGGAAUGUGAGCAGAGGCUGCUCAAACAAAUUCAGUCUUCAGCCAGCUCUAAGACUGACAGAGAUGCCAGGCAGGACGUCGCAUUGAGGAUUGCAGAGCAGGAGCACGUGCAGGAGGAUUUGAAGCAUUUGAGAUCUGACCUGGAUGCUGUUUCUGUGAAAUGCACCACCUUUCUCCAGCAGUCUCCAUCAGGCUCGAGUGCCACAACUCUGCGCUCCGAGCUGAACCUAAUGGUCGAGAAGAUGGACCAUGUCUAUGGUCUGUCUAUUGUCUGUCUGAAUAAGUUAAAGACAAUUGAUGUUAUAGUACGCAGCAUACAGGAUGCUGAGCUGUUGGUCAAAGGUUAUGAGAUCAAGCUGAGUCAAGAAGAAGCGGUGCCAGCAGACCUCUCAGCUCUGGAGUCCCAUCGGACCACGUUACAGCACUGGCUUAGUGAUGUGAAAGACAAGAAUUCAGUAUUCUCAGUCCUGGAUGAGGAAAUCUCUAAGGCCAAGGCAGUGGCAGAACAGCUCCAUCACCGAGCAGCAGAGCCGAACUUGGAUUUGGAGCGUUACCAGGAGAAAGGCUCGCAGCUUCAGGAGCGAUGGCACCGUGUCAUUGCCCAGCUGGAGACCCGGCAGUCGGAGGUAGAAAGUAUCCAGGAAGUUCUGAGAGAUUACCGAGCCUGCCAUGGGACUCUCAUCAAGUGGAUUGAGGAAACCACUGCCCAGCAGGAAAUGAUGAAGCCGGGCCAGGCAGAGGAUAGCAGAGUGCUGUCUGAGCAGCUUAGUCAGCAGACGGAACUGUUUGCUGAGAUUGAGAGAAAUCAGACAAAACUGGACCAAUGUCAAAAACUUUCCCAGCAGUACUCCACUACUGUAAAGGACUAUGAGUUGCAGCUUAUGACGUACAAGGCCUUCGUGGAGUCACAGCAGAAAUCUCCGGGCAAGCGCCGUCGCAUGAUUUCCUCUUCAGAUGCCAUCACACAGGAGUUCAUGGACUUGAGGACUCGAUACACAGCUUUGGUGACAUUAACGACUCAGCAUGUAAAAUAUAUCAGUGAUGCUCUCCGGCGGUUGGAAGAAGAAGAGAAAGUGGUAGAAGAGGAAAAACAAGAACAUGUGGAGAAGGUUAAAGACCUUUUGGGUUGGGUGUCUACUCUGGCGAGAAAUACACAAGGAACAACUACCUCAUCUCGCACUAGUGCAUCCACAGACAUUGAGAAGGCCAUUUUGGAGCAGCAGGUUCUGGCAGAAGAGCUGACAACCAAGAAAGAACAAGUUUCUGAGGCCAUUAAAACGUCACAAAUCUUCUUAGCCAAGCAUGGUCAUAAGCUUUCAGAAAGAGAGAAGGAACAGAUCUCUGAGCAGUUGAGUGCCUUGAACAAGACUUACCAUGAUCUUUGUGAUGGUUCCGCAAACCAACUCCAGCAGCUCCAGAGCGAGCUGGCUCAACAGACAGAACAAAAGACUCUGCAGAAGCAACAAGACACGUGUCAUAAGAAGCUGGAGGAUCUCCGCAGCUGGGUCGGACAGGCAGAAAGGGCACUGGAGAGGCACCGGGGCAGGGCCUCUCAGCAAGAGCUUUCUGCUCUGCAGCAGAACCAAAGUGACUUGAAGGAUUUGCAAGGUGACAUUCAGAAUCACUCCACCUCAUUUGCCACUGCUGUCAAAGACAUUGAAGGGUUCCUAGAAGAGAACCAGAACAAGCUGAGCCCUCAGGAGCUGACAGCUCUUCGAGAAAAACUUCAUCAGGCAAAGGAGCAAUAUGAGGGUCUCCAAGAUCGCACACGAGAGGCUCAGAAGGAGCUGGAGGAAGCAGUGACGUCAGCCUUACAGCAGGAGACAGAGAAGAGUAAAGCAGCGACAGAGCUGGCAGAGAACAGAAGGAAGAUCGACGCUCUCUUGGACUGGGUGACUUCUGUGGGGUCAUCUGAUAGACAGCCACAGACUAGCCUUCCAGGAACGGAGCAGUUCUCUGGAGCUUGCCUGGAAAAACAAGCCUUAGAUGCAACAGAUGGUUGUGUGGAUGUAAACCAAGUACCAGAGAAACUGGACAGGCAGUAUGAGUUAAUGAAGGCACGUCACCAAGAAUUGCUGUCUCAGCAGCAGAAUUUCAUUGUGGCUACCCAGUCAGCUCAGUCCUUCCUGGACCAACACAGUCACAAUCUUACACCUGAGGAGCGACAGAUGCUUCAGGAGAAGCUAGGUGAGCUUAAGGAGCAAUAUGCAGCUUCCCUGGCCCAGUCAGAGGCAAAGCUGAGGCAGACGCAGACUCUACGAGAUGAACUGCAGAAGUUCCUGCAAGACCACAGGGAAUUUGAAAACUGGCUAGAACGAUCUGAGAAUGAACUGGAUGGUAUGCAUACGGGAGGCAGCAGCCCUGAAGCUCUGAACUCCUUGCUAAAGCGGCAAGGAAGCUUCUCAGAGGAUGUCAUUUCCCACAAAGGAGACUUGAGAUUUGUGACUAUCUCAGGACAGAAAGUCUUAGAAACAGAAAGCAAUUUUGAGGAAGGCCAGGAGCCGUCACCCACCAGAAACUUAGUGAAUGAAAAACUGAAGGAUGCAACAGAAAGAUACACCACUCUCCAUUCUAAGUGUACACGAUUGGGCUCUCACCUGAACAUGCUGCUAGGCCAGUAUCAGCAAUUCCAGAGCAGCGCUGACAGCCUGCAGGCCUGGAUGUUGACUUGUGAGGCCAGUGUGGAGAAGCUCCUCUCAGAUACUGUUGCCUCUGACCCCGGAAUCCUUCAGCACCAGCUUGCAACCACAAAGCAGUUACAGGAAGAAUUGGCUGAACACCAAGUACCUGUAGAAAAGCUUCAAAAAGCAGCUCAUGACCUAAUGGACAUUGAAGGAGAGCCAUCCCUGGACUGUACGCCUAUUCGAGAAACUACAGAGUCCAUAUUCAGCCGCUUCCAGAGCCUCUCUUGUAGCUUAGCUGAGCGGUCUGCUUUGCUGCAGAAGGCAAUUGCUCAGUCUCAGAGUGUUCAGGAAAGUAUGGAGAGCCUCCUGCAGUCCAUGAAGGAAGUUGAGCAAAACCUGGAAGGGGAGCAGGUGGCAGCACUCUCAUCAGGACUCAUCCAAGAAGCCUUGGCCAACAACAUGAAACUAAAGCAAGACAUUGCUAGGCAAAAAAGCAGCUUGGAAGCCACCCGUGAGAUGGUCACUCGAUUCAUGGAGACCGCUGACGGCAACUCGGCCGCAGUGCUGCAGGGCAAACUGGCAGAGCUGAGCCAGCGAUUCCAUCGGCUGCAGCUCCAGCAGCAAGAAAAGGAGAGCGGCCUGAAGAAGCUCCUGCCCCAGGCCGAGACAUUCGAGCAGCUCUCCAGCAAGCUGCAGCAGUUCGUGGAACACAAAAACCGACUGCUGGCCUCGGGGAACCAGCCAGAUCAAGACAUUGCACAUUUCUCCCAGCACAUCCAGGAACUCACAUUGGAAAUGCAAGACCAAAAGGAAAACCUAGGUACUCUCGAGCACCUAGUUACUGCGCUGGGCUCUUGUGGCUUUGCACUGGAUCUGUCUCAGCACCAAGAAAAGAUACAGAACCUUAAGAAGGAUUUUACAGAGCUGCAGAAGACAGUUCAAGAAAGAGAGAAAGAUGCAUCAAAUUGCCAGGAACAAUUGGAUGAAUUCCGGAAACUGAUUAGAACCUUCCAGAAAUGGCUGAAAGAAACUGAAGGAAAUGUUCCACCUGCAGAGACUUUCGUGAGUGCUAAGGAAUUAGAAAAGCAGAUUGAACACUUGAAGGGUCUCCUAGAUGACUGGGCAGGUAAAGGAGUGCUGGUGGAGGAGAUCAACACCAAGGGCACUGCCUUAGAAAGUCUCAUCAUGGACAUCACAGCGCCUGAUUCCCAGGCUAAGACAGGUUCCGUACUACCCUCUGUAGGAAGCUCUGUAGGCAGUGUAAACGGAUACCACACCUGCAAAGAUCUUACAGAGAUUCAAUGUGACAUGUCUGAUGUAAAUUCCAAGUAUGAUAAACUGGGAGAAGCGCUGCGGGAACGCCAGGAAAGCCUUCAGACUGUCCUCAGCAGAGUGGAGGAGGUCCAGAAGGAGGCGAGCUCUGUAUUACAGUGGUUAGAAUCAAAAGAAGACGUUCUGAAAGGCAUGGAUGCCUCUUUGUCUCCAACCAAGACAGAAACAGUAAAAGCCCAAGCAGAAUCUAAUAAGGCUUUCCUGGCUGAACUGGAACAGAAUUCCCCCAAAAUCCAGAAAGUAAAGGAAGCCCUGGCUGGAUUACUGGAAGCAUAUCCCAAUUCACAAGAAGCAGAAAACUGGAGGAAAAUGCAAGAGGACCUCAAUUCCCGAUGGGAAAAGGCCACCGAGGUUACCGUGGCUCGCCAAAAGCAGCUAGAGGAAUCUGCAAGCCAUCUGGCCUGCUUCCAGGCUGCAGAGUCCCAGCUCCGCCCUUGGCUGAUGGAGAAGGAGCUGAUGAUGGGGGUUCUUGGUCCCCUGUCUAUUGACCCCAACAUGUUGAAUGCCCAGAAGCAGCAGGUCCAGUUUAUGCUGAAGGAAUUUGAAGCACGAAGGCAGCAGCAUGAGCAGCUGACUGAGGCAGCUCAGGGCAUCCUCACGGGUCCUGGAGAUGUGUCUCCAUCUGCCAGCCAAGUACACAAAGAUCUGCAAAGCAUCAGUCAGAAGUGGGUUGAGCUCACCGACAAGCUUAACUCCCGUUCCACCCAAAUUGACCAAGCUAUUGUUAAAAGUACCCAAUACCAAGACUUGCUCCAGGACUUAUCAGAAAAGGUGAAGGCAGUUGGACAGCGACUGAGUGGCCAGUCAGCCAUCAGCACCCAACCUGAUGCUGUGAAGCAGCAGCUCGAGGAGACCAGUGAGAUUCGGUCUGACUUGGGACAACUAGACAAUGAGAUGAAGGAGGCUCAGACGCUGUGCCAAGAACUCUCACUGCUCAUUGGCGAGCAGUACCUCAAGGAUGAGCUGAAGAAACGUUUGGAGACAGUCGCCCUGCCACUCCAAGGCUUAGAAGACCUCGCAGCUGACCGCAUGAACAGACUCCAGGCAGCUCUUGCCAGCACCCAGCAAUUCCAGCAAAUGUUUGAUGAGCUGAGGACCUGGUUAGAUGAAAAACAAAGCCAGCAAGCAAAAAACUGCCCAAUUUCUGCAAAAUUGGAAAGGCUCCAAUCUCAGCUACAAGAGAAUGAAGAGUUUCAGAAGAACCUUAAUCAGCACAGUGGUUCCUAUGAGGUGAUCGUGGCUGAGGGGGAGUCUCUGCUGCUUUCUGUGCCCCCUGGAGAAGAGAAAAAGACUUUACAAAACCAACUGGUUGAACUCAAAAGCCAUUGGGAAGAUCUUAAUAAAAAAACUGCAGACAGACAGUCUAGGCUCAAGGACUGUAUGCAGAAAGCUCAGAAGUAUCAGUGGCAUGUGGAAGACCUUGUGCCCUGGAUAGAAGAUUGCAAGUCCAAGAUGUCUGAGUUGCAGGUUACCCUGGAUCCAGUACAACUAGAGUCUAGCCUCUUAAGGUCAAAGGCUCUGCUGAAUGAGGCAGAGAAGCGCCGCUCCCUGCUGGAAAUACUGAAUAGUGCUGCUGACAUUCUUAUCAAUUCUUCAGAAAUCGAUGAAGAUGAGAUCCGAGAUGAGAAGGCUGGACUCAACCAGAACGUGGAUGCCAUUACCGAGGAGCUGCAGGCCAAAACAGGCUCUCUAGAAGAAAUGACUCAGAGGCUCAAGGAGUUCCAGGAAAGCUUUAAGAACAUUGAAAAGAAAGUUGAAGGAGCCAAACACCAGCUUGAAAUCUUUGAUGCCUUGGGCUCUCAAGCCUGUAGUAACAAGAAUCUGGAGAAGCUAAAGGCUCAGCGAGAAGUGCUACAGGCCUUGGACCCUCAGAUAGACUACCUGCGGGACUUCACUCAGGGACUCGUAGAGGAUGCCCCAGACGGAUCCGAUGCUUCCCCACUCGUGCACCAAGCUGAGCUUGCACAGCAGGAGUUUUUGGAAGUGAAGCAAAGAGUGAACAGUAGCUGCCUGACCAUGGAGAACAAGCUAGAGGGGAUCGGGCAGUUUCACUGUCGAGUCCGAGAAAUGUUUUCUCAAUUGGCUGACCUGGAUGAUGAGCUAGAUGGCAUGGGAGCCAUUGGUAGAGACACAGAUAGCCUCCAGUCACAAAUUGAGGACAUACGGCUAUUCCUUAACAAAAUCCAAGCCCUCAGGCUUGACAUAGAGGACUCUGAAGCAGAGUGUCGAAAAAUGUUGGAGGAAGAGGGGACUUUAGACUUACUGGGUCUCAAGAGGGAGCUAGAAGCCCUUAACAAGCAGUGCGGUAAACUGACAGAGCGAGGGAAAGCUCGCCAGGAGCAGCUAGAGCUGACGCUGGGCCGAGUAGAGGACUUCUACAGUAAACUGAAAGCGCUCAAUGAUGCUGCCACUGCUGCAGAGGAGGGAGAAGCUCUUCAGUGGAUUGUGGGGACUGAAGUCGAUGUCAUCAACCAGCAACUAGCAGAUUUCAAAAUGUUUCAGAAAGAACAAGUGGAUCCUCUUCAGGUGAAAUUGCAGCAGGUGAAUGGACUUGGCCAGGGAUUAAUUCAGAGUGCAGGAAAAAACUGUGAUGUGCAGGGUUUAGAACAUGACAUGGAAGAGAUCAAUACUCGAUGGAAUACACUGAAUAAAAAGGUUGCACAAAGAAUUGCACAACUGCAGGAGGCUUUGUUACAUUGUGGGAAAUUUCAAGAUGCCUUAGAGCCAUUGCUCAGCUGGUUGACAGACACCGAGGAGCUCAUAGCCAAUCAGAAGCCUCCAUCUGCUGAGUAUAAAGUGGUGAAAGCCCAGAUCCAAGAACAGAAGUUGCUCCAGCGACUCCUAGAUGAUCGCAAGGCCACAGUGGAAAUGCUUCAAGCAGAAGGAGGCAGAAUAGCCCAGGCUGCUGAGCUGGCUGAUAGAGAGAAAAUCACUGGGCAGCUGGAAAGCCUUGAAUGUAGAUGGACUGAGCUCCUCAGCAAGGCAGCAGCCAGGCAAAAGCAGCUGGAGGAUAUCUUGGUUCUGGCUAAACAAUUCCACGAGACAGCUGAGCCUAUUUCUGACUUCCUAUCGGUCACAGAGAAAAAGCUUGCUAACUCGGAACCUGUUGGCACUCAAACUGCCAAAAUACACCAGCAGAUUAUUCGUCACAAGGCUCUAGAGGAAGAAAUAGAAAACCAUGCAGCAGAUGUGCAGCAGGCAGUUAAAAUCGGGCAGUCCCUCUCCUCCCUGACAUGUCCAGCAGAACAGGGCAUCAUGUCAGAAAAGCUAGACUCAUUGCAGGCCCGAUACAGUGAAAUUCAAGACCGGUGCUGUCGGAAAGCAUCCCUGCUUGAGCAGGCACUGUUCAAUGCUAGACUGUUCGGGGAGGAUGAGGUGGAGGUGCUCAAUUGGCUGGCUGAGGUUGAGGACAAGCUCAGUGCAGUGUUCGUAAAGGAUUACAGACAGGAUGUCCUGCAGAAACAGCAUGCCGACCACCUGGCUUUAAAUGAAGAGAUUAUUAAUAGAAAGAAGAAUGUAGAUCAAGCUAUUAAAAAUGGUCAGGCUCUUCUAAAACAAACUACAGGUGAGGAGGUGUUACUUAUCCAGGAGAAGCUGGACGGAAUAAAGACCCUUUAUGCAGACAUCACGGUCACUAGCUCCAAGGCCCUCAGAACUUUAGAACAAGCCCGGCAGCUGGCCACCAAGUUCCAUUCUACAUAUGAGGAACUGACUGGGUGGCUGAGGGAGGUGGAGGAGGAGCUGGCGGCCAGUGGAGGACAGUCUCCCACAGGGGAGCAGAUACCCCAGUUUCAGCAAAGGCAGAAGGAACUGAAGAAGGAGGUCAUGGAGCACAGGCUGGUGUUGGACACCGUGAAUGAGGUGAGCCAUGCGCUCCUAGAGCUGGUGCCUUGGAGAGCCAGAGAAGGACUGGAUAAACUUGUGUCUGAUGCCAACGAGCAGUACAAACUGGUCAGUGACACCGUUGGACAAAGGGUAGAUGAAAUUGAUGCUGCUAUUCAGAGAUCACAACAGUACGAGCAAGCUGCUGAUGCAGAACUAGCUUGGGUUGCUGAAACAAAGCGAAAGCUAAUGGCACUUGGUCCAAUUCGUCUAGAACAAGACCAGACUACUGCUCAGCUGCAGGUACAAAAGGCUUUCUCCAUUGACAUCAUUCGACACAAAGACUCCAUGGAUGAGCUCUUCAGUCACCGAGGAGAGAUCUUUAGCACAUGUGGGGAGGAGCAGAAGGCUGUGCUGCAGGAGAAGACCGAGUGCCUAAUACAGCAAUAUGAAGCUGUUAGCCUGCUUAACUCAGAGCGCUAUGCUCGCCUAGAGCGAGCACAGGUCUUAGUGAACCAGUUUUGGGAAACGUACGAAGAGCUCAGCCCCUGGGCUGAGGAGACCCUAGCGUUGAUAGCACAGCUGCCGCCUCCUGCUGUGGACCAUGAGCAGCUCAGACAGCAGCAGGAAGAGAUGAGGCAACUAAGGGAAUCCAUUGCUGAACACAAACCUCACAUUGAUAAGAUACUAAAGAUAGGUCCACAACUGAAGGAGCUAAACCCUGAAGAAGGGAAAAUGGUUGAAGAAAAAUACCAGAAAGCAGAAAACAUGUAUGCCCAAAUAAAAGAUGAGGUUCGCCAACGGGCCCUGGCUCUGGAUGAGGCUGUGUCCCAGUCUGCUCAGAUUGCAGAGUUUCAUGAUAAAAUUGAACCCAUGUUGGAGACUCUGGAGAAUCUGUCCUCUCGCCUGCGAAUGCCGCCCCUGAUCCCUGCUGAAGUAGACAAGAUCAGAGAGUGCAUCAGUGACAAUAAAAGUGCCACCAUGGAGCUGGAAAAACUGCAGCCAUCCUUUGAAGCCCUGAAGCGUCGGGGAGAGGAGCUCAUUGGGAGAUCACAGGGAGCAGACAAGGAUUUGGCUGCAAAAGAAAUCCAGGACAAGCUGGAUCAAAUGGUAUUCUUUUGGGAGGACAUUAAAGCACGGUCUGAAGAGCGAGAAAUUAAAUUCCUUGAUGUCCUUGAGUUAGCGGAGAAGUUCUGGUAUGACAUGGCAGCCCUCCUGACCACCAUCAAAGACACACAGGAGAUUGUCCAUGACCUGGAAAGCCCUGGCAUUGACCCGUCCAUCAUCAAGCAACAGGUUGAAGCUGCUGAGACUAUUAAGGAGGAGACAGAUGGUCUGCACGAGGAGUUGGAGUUCAUUAGAAUCCUUGGAGCAGAUUUGAUUUUUGCCUGUGGGGAAACGGAGAAGCCUGAAGUGAAGAAGAGCAUUGAUGAGAUGAAUAAUGCUUGGGAGAACUUAAAUAGAACUUGGAAAGAACGACUAGAAAAGCUCGAGGACGCCAUGCAAGCUGCUGUGCAGUAUCAGGACACGCUCCAGGCCAUGUUUGACUGGCUGGAUAACACUGUAAUCAGACUCUGCACCAUGCCCCCGGUGGGCACUGACCUCAACACUGUCAAAGAUCAGCUGAACGAGAUGAAGGAGUUCAAAGUAGAAGUUUACCAACAGCAAAUUGAGAUGGAGAAACUCAAUCACCAGGGUGAAUUGAUGUUAAAGAAAGCUACUGAUGAAACUGACAGAGAUAUUAUACGAGAACCACUGACAGAACUCAAACACCUCUGGGAGAAUCUGGGUGAGAAGAUUGCACAUAGACAGCAUAAGCUGGAGGGCGCUCUCUUGGCCCUCGGCCAGUUCCAGCAUGCCCUAGAAGAGCUGAUGGGUUGGCUGACUCACACUGAGGAGCUGCUGGAUGCUCAGAGGCCAAUAAGUGGAGACCCAAAAGUCAUUGAAGUUGAGCUUGCAAAGCACCACGUUCUAAAAAAUGAUGUUUUGGCUCAUCAAGCCACAGUGGAAACAGUCAACAAAGCUGGUAAUGAACUCCUUGAGUCUAGUGCUGGAGAUGAUGCCAGCAGCCUAAGAAGCCGCCUGGAAACCAUGAACCAGUGCUGGGAAUCUGUGCUGCAAAAGACAGAGGAGAGGGAGCAGCAGUUGCAGUCAACUCUGCAGCAGGCCCAGGGUUUCCACAGUGAAAUUGAAGAUUUCCUCUUAGAACUCAAUAGAAUGGAGAGCCAACUUUCUGCAUCUAAACCUACAGGAGGACUCCCGGAGACAGCUAGAGAACAGCUUGAUGCGCAUAUGGAACUGCAUUCCCAGCUGAGAGCCAAGGAGGAGAUUUACAACCAGUUGCUUGACAAGGGCAGGCUUAUGCUCCUCAGCCGCGGUGAUUCUGGGUCUGGCUCAAAAACAGAGCAGAGUGUAGCGCUCUUGGAACAGAAGUGGCAUGUGGUCAGCACUAAGGUGGAGGAAAGAAAGUCAAAGCUCGAAGAGGCCCUCAGCCUGGCAACAGAAUUCCAGAAUUCCUUGCAAGAAUUUAUCAACUGGCUUACUCUAGCAGAGCAGAGUUUAAACAUUGCCUCUCCUCCCAGCCUGAUUUUAAACACUGUUCUUUCCCAGAUAGAAGAGCACAAGGUUUUUGCUAAUGAAGUAAAUGCUCAUCGAGACCAGAUCAUUGAACUGGACCAAACGGGGAACCAGUUGAAGUUUCUUAGUCAGAAACAGGAUGUUGUCUUGAUCAAGAAUUUGUUAGUCAGUGUCCAGUCUCGGUGGGAGAAGGUUGUCCAGCGGUCUAUUGAAAGGGGGCGGUCACUGGAUGAUGCCAGGAAGCGAGCCAAGCAAUUCCAUGAAGCUUGGAAAAAGCUGAUUGACUGGCUAGAAGAUGCGGAGAGCCAUCUGGACUCAGAACUGGAGAUCUCCAAUGACCCAGACAAAAUCAAGCUUCAGCUUUCCAAACACAAGGAAUUUCAGAAAACUCUUGGUGGCAAACAGCCUGUGUAUGACACCACCAUCAGAACUGGCAGAGCACUAAAAGAAAAGACUUUGCUUGCUGACGAUGCUCAGAAACUUGACAACUUGCUAGGAGAAGUCAGAGACAAAUGGGACACUGUCUGUGGCAAGUCUGUGGAGCGACAGCACAAGUUGGAAGAAGCCUUACUGUUUUCAGGCCAAUUCAUGGAUGCUUUGCAGGCUUUAGUUGACUGGUUGUACAAGGUAGAGCCACAGUUGGCUGAGGACCAGCCUGUACACGGGGACCUUGACCUCGUCAUGAACCUCAUGGAUGCUCAUAAGGUUUUCCAAAAAGAACUGGGAAAGAGAACCGGCACCGUUCAGGUCCUGAAGCGGUCAGGCAGAGAACUGAUUGAGAGCAGCAGAGAUGACACCACAUGGGUAAAAGGGCAGCUCCAGGAGCUUAGCACACGCUGGGAUACGGUGUGCAAACUCUCUGUUUCCAAGCAAAGCCGGCUUGAGCAGGCCUUAAAACAGGCAGAAGAGUUUCGGGACACCGUCCAUAUGCUGUUGGAGUGGCUUUCUGAAGCAGAACAAACACUUCGCUUUCGAGGGGCCCUUCCUGAUGAUACGGAGGCCCUACAAUCUCUCAUUGACACCCAUAAGGAAUUCAUGAAGAAAGUAGAGGAAAAACGGGUAGAUGUGAAUGCAGCAGUGGCGAUGGGAGAAGUCAUCCUGGCUGUCUGCCAUCCUGAUUGCAUCACGACCAUCAAGCACUGGAUCACCAUCAUCCGAGCUCGCUUCGAGGAGGUUCUGACAUGGGCAAAGCAGCACCAGCAGCGCCUGGAAACAGCUCUGUCAGAACUGGUGGCUAAUGCCGAGCUCCUGGAAGAACUUCUGGCGUGGAUCCAGUGGGCCGAGACCACCCUAAUCCAGCGGGAUCAGGAGCCUAUCCCUCAGAACAUAGACAGAGUUAAAGCUCUUAUCACCGAGCAUCAGUCAUUUAUGGAGGAGAUGACACGCAAACAACCUGAUGUGGACCGGGUCACCAAGACAUAUAAGAGGAAGAAUAUAGAACCCACCCAUGCUCCUUUCAUCGAGAAAUCCCGCAGUGGUAGCAGAAAGUCCUUGAAUCAACCCACACCUCCACCCAUGCCAAUCCUCUCACAGUCUGAAGCAAAAAACCCACGAAUCAACCAGCUCUCUGCCCGCUGGCAGCAAGUAUGGCUGCUAGCCCUGGAGCGCCAGCGGAAGCUGAACGAUGCCUUGGAUAGGCUGGAGGAGUUGAAGGAAUUUGCCAACUUUGACUUUGAUGUCUGGAGGAAAAAGUAUAUGCGUUGGAUGAAUCACAAAAAGUCUCGAGUCAUGGAUUUCUUCCGGCGUAUUGACAAGGACCAGGAUGGGAAAAUAACACGUCAGGAGUUUAUCGAUGGCAUUUUAGCAUCUAAGUUCCCUACCACCAAGUUAGAGAUGACAGCUGUGGCUGACAUUUUUGACCGAGAUGGGGAUGGCUACAUUGACUACUAUGAAUUUGUGGCUGCCUUACAUCCCAACAAGGAUGCCUAUCGACCAACAACUGAUGCAGAUAAGAUUGAGGAUGAGGUGACAAGACAAGUGGCUCAGUGCAAGUGUGCGAAAAGAUUCCAAGUGGAGCAGAUUGGCGAGAAUAAAUACCGGUUUGGAGAUUCUCAGCAGUUGCGGCUGGUCCGUAUUCUGCGCAGCACUGUGAUGGUCCGAGUUGGUGGAGGAUGGAUGGCCCUGGAUGAGUUUCUAGUGAAAAACGAUCCCUGCCGAGCACGGGGCAGAACUAACAUAGAACUUAGAGAGAAAUUCAUCCUGCCAGAAGGGGCAUCUCAGGGGAUGACUCCAUUCCGGUCACGGGGUCGAAGAUCCAAACCAUCUUCCCGGGCAGCUUCUCCCACCCGCUCCAGCUCAAGUGCUAGUCAGAGUAACCACAGCUGUACGUCCAUGCCUUCUUCUCCAGCCACCCCAGCCAGUGGGACCAAGGUUAUUUCAUCAACAGGCAGCAAGCUGAAACGACCAACACCAACUUUUCAUUCUAGCCGAACAUCCCUUGCUGGUGACACCAGCAAUAGUUCUUCCCCAGCUUCCACAGGUGCCAAAACUAACCGGGCAGACCCUAAGAAGUCUGCCAGCCGUCCCGGGAGUCGGGCUGGGAGCCGGGCCGGGAGCCGAGCCAGCAGCCGUCGAGGAAGUGACGCCUCUGACUUUGACCUUCUAGAGACACAGUCAGCGUGUUCAGACACUUCUGAGAGCAGUGCCGCAGGGGGGCAGGGCAGCUCCAGAAGAGGGCUCACCAAACCCUCCAAAAUCCCAACCAUGUCUAAGAAGACCACCACUGCCUCCCCCAGGACUCCAUGUCCCAAGCGAUAACACUGUACAAGCAGCCCACACCACUCUCCACUUUGAAUCCUGCUUCAUACGUUGGGUGUAUAUUUAUUCUGAACGGGAGAAGUUAUAUUGUUAAAAUUGUAAAAGAAUAAUUGUGUUAUGAAGCUGCCUUAUUUUUUUUUCCUUUUUGUAAGUUACUAUUUUCAUGUGAAUAUUUAUGUAGAUAAAAUUUGACUCCUGGUAACCCUGUAACAGAUAGGGCCCAGAGAUGAAAUAUUUGAGGAAAACAAAAGGUCAAGAUGCAGAUGUAUUAAAAAGAAAAGCCUCGGAAUAGGGUUUCCUGUGGGGCAGGGUUAUAAACCUGCUUUAUCUUUUAGGAUUAUUCCUAAAUGCAUCUUCUUUAUAAACUUGACUUGCUAUAUCAGCAAGAUAAAUUAUAUUUAAAAAAAAAUAAGAAUUCUGCAAUGUUUAAGGAACUCUUCUUUCUAAAUCACAGACACCUCAACUAGCAAGGGUUAAGGAGAGGACACUUAAGGUUGCAUUUCCAUCGUUUUACUGCUGUGUAAUUUUAGCUGAAGACACAGAACCUCAUCUAGAUAGGCUUUGCACAUGAUAGAGCAAAGAGUCCAUUGCAAUACUGUCUUAAAGUAAUGUCUCAGUACGGGGUGUUAAAGGGCACAUAGCUGCUAGGAUUCAGGGGUAAAAGGAAACUUCAGAACAUUGGGGUUUUAAACUGAUUUGUAACAAACUGUCCAACCCAGCCCUCAAUGACUCCUGUGCUCACCAGGCCCCAGGCCCCUGGUGAGGGGACUCCUUGGUGGCACUGUGAAUUACAGAUUUGUUUAUCUGCUUUUUUUUUUCUAUUUAUUUAAAUGGUCGAUCAACCUCCCAUAAACUGAGGGAUGACUUCCAUGCGCCCAUUUUGAAAUGUGGACCUAAGACAAACACUGACUCAUCCUUAACGGAGUUCACCAGCACACUAGUCCGUUUGCUUCCGUCUCCUGUGUGUGUAAUAAAGUCAGCUGACCAAGUAACCACAGAGGGGCUGUCUGGGGCUCCCGUUUUUUAGCUGCUGUUCCUUGUCAGCUCUGACCAUGUUGCUGUGUGAUUAUCUCAAUUGGUUUUAAUUGAGGCAGAAACUGAAGCUCUACCAAUGAACUGUUUAAAAACAAGACACACUUUUGUAUUAAAAUUGCUUGCAGUAACAAAUGUUUUGUAAUUCCUGGCUUUAUUCUGAACCACUACUUUAUAUUUAAAUGUUACCGCUAAGGUAUGAAAAUGUUGUAGUACCUAAAUACAUCAUUCAACAAGAGUUUUCUUGAUGGAAAAAAAA